Molecule: messenger RNA, 1088 nt
Organism: Paramecium sonneborni
Lineage: Eukaryota; Ciliophora; Oligohymenophorea; Peniculida; Parameciidae
Source: the annotation of a GenBank genome assembly
AUGAUUGUUUAACAUUAAGACAUAAAGGUAAAAUUAAUGGUUUAAUAAUUAAAAGGGGUUACUUUAAAUUGUUUAAACAGAUAUGAGGAAGCUUUAGAGUGUUAUAAUAAAUCAUUAGAGAUCAAUCCUAAUGAUUGUUUAACAUUAAGACAUAAAGGUAAAAUUAAUGGUUUAAUAAUUAAAAGGGGUUACUUUAAAUUUUUUCAAAAGAUAUGAAUAAGCUUUAGAAUGUUAUAAUAAAUCAUUAGAGUUAAACUCUAAUGAUUCUUAAACAUUUAGAGAAAAAGGUAAAACUAAUAGUUAAUAAUUACAAGGGGUUACUUUACAUUAUUUAAAUAGAUAUGUGGAAGCUUUAGAGUGUUAUAAUAAAUCAUUAGAAAUCAACCCUAAUGAUUUUAAUACAUAUACAAAUAAAGGUUUAACUAAAAUUUGAUAAUAAGUAGGGGUUACUUUAAGUUUAUUAAACAGAGAUUUUGAAGCUUUAGAGUGUUAUAAUAUAUCUUUAGAGAUUAACAAUAAUGAUUUUAUAACAUAUAGAAAUAAAGGUAUACCUCAUAUUUGGAAUAAUUAGGCGCAUCUUUACAUUUGCUAAAUAGAUAUGAAGAAGCUAUAGAGUGCUAUAAUUAAUCCAUAGAGAUAAACCCAAAUGAUCACAAUACAUAUAGAGAAUAAGGUUUAACUAGUAUUUGAUGUUUAUUAGGCAUUACUUUACAUUAUUUAAACAGAUUUGUAUAAGCUUUAGAGUGCUAUAAUAAAUCGUUAUAGAUCUACUCUAAUGAUUUCAUUAAACAUCGAGAAUAAUGUAUAAAUAAUAUUUGAUAUUAAUUAGGUGUUCAUGUAUUAAAAAGAUAUGUAGAAGCUUUAGAGUGCUAUAAUUAGUCAUAAGACCCUAAUGAUUCCUACACAUAUUUUUAUAAAGGUAUAUUUAUAUUUCGUAUUAAAAUAAUUAGGAAUGACUUUAAAAAAUUUAAAGAAAUAUACAGAAGCGAUUGAGUGUUAUUCCAAAUCAUUCAAGAUUAAUAUUAAUCUUCAUUAAGCCAAAAUACAUCUCAACAACUUAUUAGAAUACAUUUGAUUAAUUAACUGAG